Messenger RNA from Podospora anserina S mat+, 3342 nucleotides. RefSeq lists its product as uncharacterized. Lineage: Eukaryota; Fungi; Ascomycota; Sordariomycetes; Sordariales; Podosporaceae. The record is from RefSeq and is a predicted model, not a curated record. Gene Ontology annotation, cellular component: transcription factor TFIID complex. Gene Ontology annotation, molecular function: RNA polymerase II general transcription initiation factor activity; TBP-class protein binding; RNA polymerase II general transcription initiation factor binding. The transcript is spliced from 3 exons. Gene Ontology annotation, biological process: RNA polymerase II preinitiation complex assembly; transcription by RNA polymerase II. The coding region runs from base 1 to 3342 and encodes 1113 amino acids.
AUGGCGGUCGACGAACUCGACUUUGCCAAUCUUAACGACGAGGCUUGGGCUGAUGUCGAGGCCCGUGACGAAGCCGCCAUCAAGAAGAUCAACAACGCUUUUGAGGACGGCGAACUCAAUGGCAUCAUCGGCAAUGUCGCAUCAGGCGGCGCCAUCGACCAGGCCGACAAAGCCGACAAUGCUAUCGACUUUGAAGACAUGGAUUUGAGCGACGAAGAUGACCUACCCGAGGAGGAGGAAGCGACGGGCCCGCCCUUGGACGCUAAUGACGAUGAGGACGACCUCUUUGGUGACGCCGGCUUCAGGUCCUCCCCGGAACCCGCUGACGGGCUAAACGACGAUAACGACGCCGAUUCCAAUGCUCCUGAUGCAGACGGUAUGGAUAUUGACGAGCCUUCCAAGUCGCUGGAGGAACUGCGGGCCAUGAACUUCGACUUUGAUCAUGACCCUGGCCUGGACGAAACCAACCAAGAUCCCAACAUUCCGGCCCCUGCCGAGAAUCUCGUGGAAGCCGUCAAGCAAGCCUACCCGGGAUUCAAGGAGAACUCUGUUCUGCCUUGGAACGAACUUUUGCGCCCCAAAGUUGCCACCUGGAUCUCCAAGAAACCUCUGAAGCCUCCCAAGCACCUCGUGCCGAGCAAACUGAGCUUGGAUUUGGAGGCUGAUCAGGAGAAGCUUUUCAGAAUUCCCGGCACUGCCAUGUAUUCGGUAUUUCAGAGGAUCAGAGAUGCCGAGGCGCGCGGUCUGUGGUCUCUAGAGGAGUAUGAGCCCCUGGAGCAAGCCGAUAUUGAGGUGUUCAGCGUGGACGAUGGGGAGUCUGGCGAUGAGAAAAUAGGCGGGUACACCCUGCGCGACAUCGCCCUUGUGUGCGAUGACUGGGACAGCGUCGUCGGGCUUGCCGAACUCCAAAGCCAAAACCAGGUCGACUCCGUCACUGAAGACAGGCACAUUAAGUCUGAGCCUGACGAAGAUGACGAAGACGACGAGUGGGAUAGAAUGUUUCUGGAUAACCAGCCUGCCUCGAAGAAACGGCGGUUGGAGAUACCAAAAGGCCUCCCGCCUAUCCCAACCUUUACAGCACCGAACUUUGACAAUUACGAACAAGCUGCCUCCAAGCUCGGGAAGCGCGUCAUACUGGACAUGAACGACCCGUUCCUUCUUGUGGAUGAUGUCGAGUCGUCAGAACGAGCCGCCAAGAGACGCAAGACCCAGCACAAGACGGUCCGCCUGGCAAAUGGACGCCUUGGCCGCGAAUUGACCCAACGAUUCAACUUUUCUUCGGACCAGGCCUACGAUGCCCUCAAGGAAAACGCUCAGAGCAAGGUUCGCGCGACGUUGGCGCCCAUUCCCGUCGAGCACAGUAUGCCUGCCCAGCGGCUGUCUUGGCCAUAUUACAAGGUCAAGCUUACUGCCAGCGACCCGCACAGUUAUCACCGGCCGCAAUUCCAUCCAAAGAAGGAUGGUCAGCAUCUCAUCAGGUUUUCCAAGCCUCAGCCUACAAAACGCAAGUUGAUGAGGGCCAAGAAGAUUCCAGAGGCCUUCAGGACAUCUGCCGACCUCUCAAUGAACGACAGCUCCACCGCUGUACUACUGGAGUACUGCGAGGAGGUUCCCAUUGUACUUUCCAACUUCGGCAUGGGUCAAAAGAUCAUCAACUACUACCGUCGCUCAAAGGGCACUGACUCCAACUCUAAGGGAGAGAAGAGGGAGCUCGGCGAGAACUGUGUCUUGAUGCCUGAGGACCGGUCUCCGUUUGCCAUGGUUGGCCAGGUACAUCCGGGCGAAACUGUGCCUACUCUUCAUAACCAGAUGUUCCGAGCCCCCAUCUUCAAGCACAGCCCGAGAAAGACUGAUUUCCUCGUUGGUCGCAGCUCCACCGGCAAAUCAGGGGCGAGCUGGUACAUUCGCAACAUUGAUCAUCUCUUCGUCGUCGGUCAGAUUCUUCCCUCGAUGGAAGUGCCAGGACCUCACUCCCGGCGUGUGACCAACAUUGCCAAAAACCGCCUCAAGAUGGUUUCAUAUCGCCUGCUCAGGAACAGCGACAAUGUCACGCUCAGCGAUAUCACAAAGCACGUCGCCGAGUCCAACGAGUCACAGAACCGUCAGAAGCUCAAGGAAUUUUUAGACUUCCGCAAGGAGCAGCGCAACUGGACGCUCAAGGAAGGCGACGAAAUGUUGCCGGAAAGCGAGAUCCGGUCGCUUGUUAGGCCUGAAGAGGUCUGCCUGUUGGAUGCCAUGCAGGUGGGCGCACACGAACUCGAGAACGGCGGCUAUGAAGUUAAUGACAGCAUGGUCAACGAUGAGAAUGAAGCCGGUGACGAGCUACCUCCGGAUGCACUUGCUAAUAAAAUGGCGCCGUGGAGGCUCACCAAGGCUUUCAUUGAUGCGAGCCAUGGCAAAGCCAUGAUCGCUGUUCACGGUGCGGGAGACCCGACGGGCAAAGGUCUCGGCGUCAGCUACCUCCGCACCUCGAUGAAGGGUGGUUUCCUAGAGCAGCUUCAAGGUCCCAAUGCUACAUCCGCCGAUGCCAUAGAGCGACAACGGAAGGCUAACGGCGGGCACAUGUACAACGUCAAGAACCAAGACACGCUGUACAGUGAAGCUCUCAAGGAUAUCUGGAACCGCCAGCGAGAAAGUCUGCAGGAUGCGCAGGAGCACGAUGACGACGAUGUUUUGGCACAGGAAGACGAGGAUGAUCGCUUCAACACCCAGAGUCAGGCUCCUUCCCGCCCGGCCGUCCCCGAUGGCGUCAGCCAGAUCAGUCAGAGCCAUGCCAGCGCUGUGGGUGGUGGCAGAAAGCUGAAGAUCACCCGGCAAAUCAAGGAUGAGAACGGCGAGCUUAAAACUGUUGAAGAGGUCGUUCACGACCCCGUGGUCAUCAAUCAAUACCUGAAGAGGAGGCGCCAACAAGCCAUGGAGAAGAUCGACUUUGACAAUAUCAAGCUUACCGGAGACAAGGAAACCGAUACGCUCAUUCUUGAAAAGUUAGUAUCAACCUACCAUUGCAGUGCACGGAAACUAACACGUUUUGGCAGAGCUGCGAUUGAGCUCGAGCGUCUACAGAAGAACAAGAUCCGAACAGCCAAACGCACCAAGCAGAAGGAUCUUCAGCAGCGCAUGAAGGAAGGCGGCGCCGACGGCCCCGAUUCACCCGGUCCCGGCGGAGAAAAGGUCCCGGGCACGACGAGGAAGUGCGCGAACUGCGGCCAGGUCGGCCAUAUCAAAACCAACAAGAAGCUCUGCCCGCUUCUCAAUGGGUCUCGACCCCGCGAGCAGAACCCCGACGACGCUGCUGGACUUGCAUCUGGCGACGCGCCUGUUGCGGCCAGUUUCAUUCUUUGA